CCACAACUGGAAGUGGAGUAAGGUCCAAGAACGAGCACUAUGGCAUGUCUGGGGGAACCAGGACACACCGGUGCAAUGCUCCUGCUGCUCAUAGCCAGGAGCUUCACAUCACAGAGGUACUUUUAUCUCUGUUUAAGAUGAAGAUCAUCAGAACUGUAGUUGUAGACUCGGUAUGUUGUGCAGUUCAUCCUGUGUUGCUUUAAGUGACGGCAAUGUACAUCAGGUUGAUUUUUUGGGUGUAUUUAUUUUUCGGUAAUGAAUGAACUUGUCCCUUCAGUACUGCAGGAGGGAAAAUCCCUGAAGGAAAGGAGGGCAUCGCAUCCCAUGGCUCCCUGUGCAGAAGCCCACGGUGGAUGUGCAGCUUGGUGGGGCAGUUGACAGGAGGAGCAGAUGCCAUGGAUGAAGCCUUGUCCUUCUGGUCUGUGGGUUCAGCGCUGCGGGACCUUCUCCCCUUGGGACAGACACACUGUGGCUCAGCCCCUCACCUCCGCCCCGGCCUGGGAUCCCCGCGGGUGCCUGUUCUGCCCUUGAAACGCCCUUUUCCCACAGGGAGCCCCAAACCUGCCCAGCCUGCGGUGCCCCCCCAACAGCCCCCCUGGACGGGCUGUCACCGCGCACCGCCGGCAUCUUGAGGCCGCGCAAAGCAGGGGACCGGACGGGCGAGCCGUGAACCUUCAACCGGACGGUCCCCGCCUGCCCGGAGGAGGACGGCUUGUUGUCAGCCCUGCGGACCCGGGGAGGGGUUCAGGGAAGGCUCCCGGUGUCGCCCGGCCCGCGCUAGGCCCGGGACAGGCCGCGCUGUAACCAUGGUAACGGCGGCCGGCCGGCGGCGGCACGGCUUGUCCCACGCGGCGGCCCGUAGCGCGGUGCAUUGUGGGCCGGGGGAAGAUGGCCGCCUCCUUGAUGUGGUGGUGAGAGGAGUCGGGCUCUCCGGCACCGCGGGACGAGUCUCCCCGUCUUCUCCCGCUUCCCGUCCGCUCUCGGUGCGCAGCUCGCCGAUCCGCUCUCGGCCCGCCGGUGUGCGAGGGAGCUGGGAGCCGCCAUGGGCCGGGCGCGGCUCCCGCCGCAGAGAGUACAGGGCCCGCGGGGGUAGAGGCGCGAGUGGAGGCCCGGGGCCCGGUCCCCUCCGGUACCUCGGCCCUCGGCGGGGCCGGGAGGCACCGCAUUCCUCGGAGCCCGGACGGGGCUGCUGUCUGCGGGCCGCGGCGGAGGAGGAGAGUCGCCAGGUGGAAGGCGCGGCUUCCCCCGAGCUCGUCCUUCCCCGCACACCUGGGAGCGGAGCCUCCCUCUGCCCUUGCCCCGUCCUCCCCCCACGCCACCCGCCCGAGGGACCCCCCCUCGGCCCCCGCUGGGCUGGAGAUUGCUGCUCACUUGUUGCCCGGCACUUCCCCUCUGAUGGAGUCUGAGAUGCUACAGUCGCCUCUUCUGGGGCUCGGGGAGGAGGAUGAGUCUGACCUGACUGACUGGAACUUGCCUCUGGCCUUUAUGAAGAAAAGGCAUUGUGAGAAGAUUGAAGGCUCCAAGUCUUUGGCUCAGAGCUGGAGGAUGAAGGACCGGAUGAAGACUGUUAGUGUUGCCUUAGUUCUGUGCCUAAAUGUCGGCGUGGACCCUCCUGAUGUGGUGAAAACAACUCCCUGUGCCCGCCUGGAGUGUUGGAUCGACCCUCUCUCGAUGGGCCCUCAGAAAGCUCUGGAGACCAUCGGUGCAAACCUACAGAAGCAGUACGAGAACUGGCAGCCAAGGGCCAGGUACAAGCAGAGUCUCGAUCCUACAGUGGAUGAAGUUAAGAAGCUCUGUACGUCUCUGCGCCGCAACGCCAAGGAAGAGCGGGUUCUUUUCCACUACAAUGGACACGGCGUCCCCAGGCCCACAGUAAACGGGGAGAUCUGGGUCUUCAACAAGAACUAUACUCAGUAUAUUCCCCUCUCCAUCUACGACCUGCAGACCUGGAUGGGGAGUCCCUCCAUCUUCGUCUACGACUGCUCCAACGCCGGCCUUAUCGUCAAGUCCUUCAAGCAGUUUGCGCUGCAGCGGGAGCAGGAGCUGGAGGUGGCAGCAAUUAACCCCAACCACCCCCUUGCCCAGAUGCCUUUGCCACCCUCCAUGAAGAACUGCAUUCAGCUGGCGGCCUGUGAGGCCAACGAGCUGCUCCCCAUGAUCCCCGACCUGCCGGCCGACCUCUUCACAUCCUGCCUUACUACGCCCAUCAAAAUUGCUCUGAGAUGGUUCUGUAUGCAGAAGAGUGUCAGACUGGUGCCAGGAGUCACACUGGAUUUAAUAGAGAAGAUUCCAGGAAGGCUGAAUGACCGGAGGACUCCCCUGGGGGAGCUGAACUGGAUCUUCACAGCCAUCACAGACACCAUCGCCUGGAACGUCCUGCCCAGAGAUCUUUUCCAGAAGCUCUUCAGGCAAGACCUGCUCGUGGCCAGUUUGUUUCGGAACUUUCUGUUGGCAGAAAGGAUUAUGAGGUCCUACAACUGCACCCCCGUCAGCAGCCCCCGCCUGCCCCCCACCUACAUGCACGCCAUGUGGCAAGCGUGGGACCUUGCAGUUGAUAUUUGCCUUUCCCAAUUACCUACAAUUAUAGAGGAAGGAACUGCCUUUAGGCACAGCCCCUUCUUUGCGGAGCAGCUGACGGCGUUCCAGGUGUGGCUGACCAUGGGGGUGGAGAACCGCAACCCCCCGGAGCAGCUCCCCAUCGUUCUGCAGGUGCUGCUGAGCCAGGUACAUCGGCUGCGGGCGCUCGAUCUGCUGGGGAGGUUUUUGGACCUGGGUCCCUGGGCAGUGAGCUUGGCCCUCUCUGUCGGCAUCUUCCCCUACGUCCUGAAGCUGCUUCAGAGCUCGGCUCGUGAGCUGAGGCCCCUCCUCGUCUUCAUCUGGGCCAAAAUUCUGGCAGUGGACAGCUCGUGCCAAGCUGACCUCGUGAAGGACAAUGGUCACAAAUAUUUCCUCUCUGUCCUGGCAGAUCCUUACAUGCCGGCUGAACACAGGACCAUGACGGCUUUUAUCCUGGCUGUAAUUGUGAACAACUACACCACGGGGCAGGAAGCUUGCCUUCAAGGAAACCUGAUUGCUAUUUGCCUGGAGCAGUUAAAUGAUCCACAUCCUCUUCUGCGUCAGUGGGUGGCCAUUUGUUUGGGACGCAUUUGGCAGAACUUUGACUCAGCCAGGUGGUGCGGGGUGAGAGACAGCGCUCACGAAAAGCUCUACAGUCUCCUCUCAGAUCCAAUUCCAGAGGUUCGCUGCGCUGCAGUCUUUGCUCUGGGAACGUUUGUGGGCAACUCAGCGGAGCGGACGGAUCACUCCACCACCAUCGAUCACAACGUGGCCAUGAUGCUGGCCCAGCUCAUCAACGACGGGAGCCCCAUGGUCAGGAAGGAGCUGGUGGUGGCUUUAAGUCACCUGGUGGUUCAGUACGAGAGCAAUUUCUGCACCGUCGCCCUGCAGUUCAUGGAAGAAGAGAAGAAUUACCCUCUCCCUUCUCCAGCUGCCACUGAGGGUGGGAGUUUGACCCCAGUGCGGGAUGGUCCGUGUACACCGAGGCUGCGGUCCGUCAGCUCCUACGGGAACAUCCGAGCAGUUACCACAGCGAGGAACCUGAACAAGUCCUUGCAGAACCUCAGCCUGAAUGAAGAAUCUGGCAGCUCUGUUGCAUUUUCUCCUGGGAAUCUCAGCACCAGCAGCAGCGCCAGCAGCACCUUGGGCAGCCCUGAGAACGAGGAGUAUAUCCUGUCCUUUGAGACCAUCGACAAGAUGAGACGAGUCAGCUCUUACUCUUCUCUGAAUUCACUGAUAGGUGUGAGUUUCAACAGUGUUUAUACCCAGAUUUGGAGAGUGCUCCUUCACCUGGCUGCUGAUCCCUAUCCCGACGUCUCCGACUUAGCUAUGAAAGUUCUCAACAGCAUUGCCUACAAGGCGACAGUGAACGCCCGGCCCCAGCGCAUCCUCGACACCUCCUCGCUGACCCAGUCCGCCCCCGCCAGCCCCACCAACAAGGGCAUGCACAUCCACCAAGUCGGAGGGUCACCUCCAACCACCAGUACCAGCAGCUCCAGCCUGACAAACGACGUGACUAAACAACCCGUCAGUCGGGACAUCGCGUCCGUGAGACCUGCCAACGUUGGCAACAUGGGGGUGCAGUAUACUCCCCACUCCCACCAGUUCCCCAGGACCAGAAAAAUGUUUGACAAAGGGCCAGAACAGACCACUGAUGAUGCCGACGAUGCAGUGGGACACAAAAGUUUCAUUUCGGCCACGGUGCAGACGGGGUUCUGUGACUGGAGCGCCAAGUAUUUCGCUCAGCCGGUGAUGAAGAUCCCAGAGGAGCAUGACUUGGAGAGCCAGAUCCGCAAGGAGAGAGAGUGGCGGUUCCUGCGCAACGCCCGUGUCAGGAAGCAAGCCCAGAAGAUCAUCCAGAAAGGUAUUUCCAGGCUGGAUGAUCAGAUCUUCCUCAACAGGAACCCGGGCGUCCCCUCGGUGGUGAAGUUCCACCCCUUCACGCCCUGCAUCGCCGUGGCCGACAAGGACAGCAUCUGUUUUUGGGACUGGGAGAAAGGGGAGAAGUUGGAUUACUUCCACAACGGGAACCCUCGAUACACCAGGAUCACAGCCAUGGAGUACCUGAACGGACAGGACUGCUCCUUGCUGCUCACUGCUACAGAUGACGGUGCCAUCAGGGUGUGGAAGAACUUUGCAGACCUGGAAAAGAACCCGGAGAUGGUAACUGCUUGGCAGGGGCUGUCAGACAUGCUGCCGACUACACGAGGAGCAGGAAUGGUGGUGGACUGGGAACAAGAAACCGGGCUCCUGAUGACAUCGGGAGACGUGAGGAUAAUCCGGAUCUGGGACACCGAUCGGGAGAUGAAAGUCCAGGACAUCCCCACCGGGGCUGACAGCUGUGUCACCAGCCUCUCCUGUGAUUCUCACCGGUCGUUAAUCGUGGCGGGGCUGGGGGACGGCUCCAUCCGCGUGUUCGACAGGAGGAUGGCUCUCAGUGAAUGCCGUGUCAUGACCUACCGCGAGCACACGGCCUGGGUGGUGAAAGCCUAUCUGCAGAAACAUCCCGAGGGCAACAUCAUGAGCGUCAGCGUAAACGGAGACGUGCGGUUCUUUGACCCCCGGAUGCCAGAGUCCAUGAAGGUCCUUCAGAUAGUCAAAGGGCUGACGGCCCUGGACAUUCACCCCCAAGCCAACCUCUUCGCAUGUGGCUCGAUGAAUCAGUUCACUGCAAUCUACAACGGAAACGGGGAGCUGAUCAACAACAUCAAAUACUACGAUGGUUUUAUGGGACAGAGAGUCGGAGCCAUCAGCUGCCUGGCCUUCCAUCCGCACUGGCCGCAUCUGGCCGUCGGGAGCAACGACUACUACAUCUCGGUGUACUCGGUGGAGAAGCGGAUCAGAUAGCGCAGGCCCGGCGGGCUGGGAGGAGGGAGUCCCAGCGGGGCAGGGCCGUGUCGCACCCACAAAUGUACAUAGUGAAAUUAUCGACUUGAAUGUUUCGUGUUGGCUGCUGCUGCUGCAACCCCUAACUUGAACGUUUUGGUUUUUUUGUUGUUUGUUUUUUGUUUUUUGUUUUUUUUUCCCUGACUUAGCUACUGAUGAUUUUGACAAGGGGAAGAGAGACAAUCUCCUUUUUUUUUGUUGUUUUUUUGUUUGUUUGUUUUUCUUCUUUUCCCAGCUAUAUCCUCUAAAAGCUACAGUAAAAGGAACAUUUUAAUUUUUUUGUUGCCAGUGGUUGGCUUCUCUGUUAGAAACACGGCUCCUGAGCUUGGCAGGACUUGGAUGAGGCAAUACCCUUGACAAGGGCUCUCUGUUUUAGUCUUUGCUUCUGUGUUUUGCUGGAGCCUUGGGCGCUUUAAGGCCUAAAGUCAGGACUCACCUACAGCUCCGGGUGCUCGACCGCUCCACGGGACCCCUCCGGCUGCCUCCGACCCUGGGCCAAACAGAAACUCCCCCGUUGGGGCAGCGAGACCCAAAUGGUCCCUCUGCAGAACAGCAUCUGUGCUCCUGAGCUGGGGAAAGGCAGGAAAGUGUCUCCUCUGCAUGAACCUUGUCCCCUCUGCAGUGGAAGGAGGGACAGAAGGAGACUUGGUGGCAAGGAGAGGGGGCAGGAUCCCCAGGGAAAGGGGUUUGAGGAGGUGAUGGGAGCAGGGCAGGAUGCCACCCUACUGUCAGGUUGCACGUACAGAAGAAGAGGGAAGAAGGAGAACGGACAUCUCUAACGUCCCCACCAGCCUGGAGCGAGUCACUCGUGUCACCACUUCCCACCCAAGCACAGGUCUGGGGUGUCUCGGUCACCGCUUCUUCUGCAGUCACUGUCCUUCUGCCCAUGGUGAACUCCACAACCACGUUUGGUGGCCCAGGAGCUCUGCCCAGGCCGGCUCCGGGUUCAAGCCACAGGCUUUGGUCUCGCUCCAGUCCGGGAAUAUUCGGCAAGGUGAUGGUCAGGAGAAUUUGCACACUUGCUGCUGUGUGUUUGGAGCCACACACGUGGCAUGGAUGUGGCUUCUGUGUCCCUGCAGAACUGGGCACGGGACCGCACGUGGUCUGAGCACAAGAGAAUCACUAACGGAGGGGGAAGAUGGUGGGUCAUCCUGGGUUUGAGCAAAACAGCUUUGUCCCAGCUCUUCAGGAGAGAACCUGCUCC
Molecule: messenger RNA, 6646 nt
Organism: Calidris pugnax (ruff)
Lineage: Eukaryota; Metazoa; Chordata; Aves; Charadriiformes; Scolopacidae
Gene: RPTOR
Product: regulatory associated protein of MTOR, complex 1
Exons: 34
Coding region: 1396-5403 (1335 amino acids)
Biological process (GO): TORC1 signaling; positive regulation of cell growth; positive regulation of protein serine/threonine kinase activity
Cellular component (GO): cytoplasm; TORC1 complex
Molecular function (GO): protein-macromolecule adaptor activity; protein binding
Source: RefSeq, a predicted model, not a curated record